Messenger RNA from Didymella exigua CBS 183.55, 1001 nucleotides. RefSeq names its product defender against death DAD protein. The transcript has 2 exons. Gene Ontology annotation, biological process: protein N-linked glycosylation. The record is from RefSeq and is a predicted model, not a curated record. Gene Ontology annotation, cellular component: oligosaccharyltransferase complex; membrane. NCBI's taxonomy places the organism in Eukaryota, Fungi, Ascomycota, Dothideomycetes, Pleosporales, Didymellaceae. Bases 120 to 533 code for a protein of 137 amino acids.
AGAUCGUGGCCUCAACGUGCAUACGUACGCGCCUGUAGCUCCAGCAAGUUCACCACCAGCCAACGCUUCUCGAUCCAUUGCCGUCCGCUGCACGUCUCAGCUCGAUCCUACCAUCCACGAUGCCGCCCAAGCAACGCACGUCCGCUCCCCAGACCGUCCCCGGCACACCGUACUCGGCUGCGAAACUCAAGUCCUCCAACGACGCGCAAGACAUCUUGCAGGGAGUAUGGAACCGCUACGUUGAGAAGACAUCACAGCGUACCAAGCUGCUCGACAGCUUCAUGCUGUUCCUUGUCGUCGUCGGUGCUCUGCAGUUCCUCUACGUUGUGCUCGUUGGCAACUUCCCCUUCAACGCCUUCCUCUCCGGCUUUAGCGCUUGCGUCGGCCAAUUCGUCCUCACGGCAUCCCUCCGCAUCCAGACCAACCCCGAGAACAAGGCUGAUUUUGAGAGCAUCUCGCACGAGAGGGCUUUUGCGGACUUUGUGUUUGGGAGCUUGCUGUUGCACUUCUUCUGUGUCAACUUCAUCAACUAAGCGUCAUUCUAUACGAGGAGCGAGAGCAUAGAUUGAGCUUUAGGGCGGGAAAGCAAGAGAUAAAGAGGGCCAAGCAAGGCCAGGAAACAUGAUUGGAGUUAUGGCGCACUAUUCGCAUCUACAAAAGAUGGUAGAAUUCUGAUCUUCCUGACAGCGGCGACGAGGUAGUCAGUACACUGUGGGCGUGCAGAGUAGGUAUGAUCUUAGCAGCUGCCAGACACCCAUCAAUGCAGCGUUAUGUCCAUCUCUAAUCACUUGUCGAUUGCGUCUAACCGGUCCUGUACUCUCGACGAUCCUGCCUGUAGGCGUUAAGUCGUCGUUGAUCCCCGGAGGUUUCCAGCAAGUCCUGCAGUUGAAUGGCAGAAGUAAUUUCGGAUACUCGGGUCUACUCGUGGAACAUCGAUGGCCUCCAGGUCCACAGCUGCAGUCGCUCCGAGGUCGGUGUGCCUGUCGUCGACUGCUCUUUCC